GUUCCCUGCGCUCGCAAUAGAGCGAGCAGAGCUACACUUGUGCAAUCACCACCACCAACAACAUCUCUCUACUGAUCCAGAGACAAUAACACUUCACAGAAAUCAAUCACAAAACAGUCGACAAUUCAUCCUCGUGAAGAGACAUCAGCGCGGUGCUUCAUCGCGCGCUUUGGAUACAAUUUCAAAGGGAUUGAGAUCUCUUUCUGCCGCUUUUAGAGAGAUUUCAGAAGACUGGAGAUUGAUCGGGACGGAACACCUGUGCGUGCUCAUUAAUGACAGACUGAAUAACUGCUAUGACAGGUAAACUAGCGGACAAGAUCCCUAUUACCAUGAGCAGUUUAAUCAACACCAUACCUGACAGUCUCUAUCCAGAAGAAGACAUUCCCACUUCUAUGAACAUUUUCACAAACCCGGACUCCAUUUCGCACUACUCGCAGAUGAAUACAGAUAAUAUCAUGGACUUGGGGAUGGGCGGCGAGAAGAACAGCGGAGAAAUCCAAUAUGGCUCUGGGAGUUUCCAGUCCGGUCGAAGCGGACAAACCGUCACCUACCUGGGCAAGUUUGCGUUCGACACCCCUCCAUCAGGCAGCAUCGGAGGCUCGGGCUGGUGUCCCGACAACAACAUCAUCAGCCUGGUGAGUGCAGGAAUCCUGGGGGUGUCACCGUCACCUGGCAACAUCACUACCCAGACGUCUUCGUCGGGCGGCAGCAUGGGCGGACAGUCGUCAGACAUGGAGCAGGUUUACGCGCCACCCCUUCCUGCCUACUCGACUUGUGGAGAGAUAUACCCAGAACAGGUGGCGUUCCACCACAGCCCGGCCACGUCCUCAUCUUUGCCCUACCCGGGCUCCGACUACCACACCACCUCCAAACCGGGCAUGGACGGAAGUCUCUUUUCCAUGAUCCCAGACUACAACCUCUUCCACCACCAGGGAGACGUAGGGGUAAUGGAGCAUAAACCCUUCCAAACCAUGGACCCUAUUAGAGUGAACCCACCUCCCAUAACUCCCCUCGAGACCAUUCGAGCCUUUAAGGAUAAGCAACAGAUCCAUCCCGGCUUUCUCGGUGGGCAACAGCACGUUUCCCAACACCAUCAACCCUCUCAGACACUUGCUCUCAAACCCAUUCGACCAAGAAAGUACCCUAACCGGCCAAGCAAAACUCCCGUCCACGAGCGACCGCACGCCUGUCCGGCGGAAAACUGCGACCGCCGCUUUUCGAGAUCAGACGAGUUGACGCGCCACCUGCGCAUCCACACGGGACACAAACCCUUCCAGUGCCGCAUCUGCAUGCGGUCCUUCAGUCGCAGCGACCACCUAACGACGCACAUCCGUACGCACACCGGCGAGAAGCCGUUCUCGUGCGAGUUCUGCGGACGCAAGUUCGCAAGGAGCGACGAGCGAAAGAGGCACGCCAAGGUGCACCUGAAACAGAAGGACAAGAAACCCACGGACAAGGGCAGUAGCGCUGGGGCCGGGGGGAGCCACACUUCUCCUCCCAGUUCCUGUGGGAGCGCGGGACCCAGCAGUGCCAAUAUCAUGACCGUCACCACUUGUGCAUGAGAUGGACUUGCAAAGUAAGACUGCGAGGAGAAUAAAAUGGUUUCUUUCUCCUCUUACAUACACUUGACUCUUAUACUCUCACAAUAUCCAUCCGUUUGCUACGGUUUUCAUUGAUCAUGGUGGCAUGUUUCUGUAGCCACUAUUGUUUUAGGUCAAACGAGUGGGGAAUGAGUGGACUAGUGUUGCGUGGAUAGGAAGGAGAGGGCGUCAAAGAUGAUGGUUGAAGCAGUCAGGGCAAUCCACAGAAAGAGCACUUACAGAUGCAGCGCAGUCAGAAGGGUUCAACUCUCAGCUCUGGGGACCGGAGCAAUCUCUUGAGAAAUUUUAGUCUUUUCAUUUUUUUACAUUUUUUUUUUUUCUUGUAUAUUGGUUUGUCAGAUAAAAGUGCACUUUCAUUUGCUUAAUGUUUUGCAGUCUUUUUUAAAUGAUUGUUAAUUAUUUAAUGUUUCUGUGUUAUUGUUGUUGUUUUUCAACAGAAUGUGCCAAAUGUAUUUAAAUACAGCAAAAAAAAUAUUGUUUGUAUUAACCUAAUAACUUCAUUGAUUUGGGGAAAGCCUAUGAGCUUUGAAGGCUCAAGGAGACUGAGUUUCAGGUGGACUUUAAAAGUCUGUUGCAUUAUCUUAAUAUUUGGAAAUCCCUUCUGUACAAUUAAGGGAUGCGGAUGCCGUUUGUUAUCAGUAACGGACUUUCAGUGCAAUAAAAAAGAAAAACAACAACAACAACAACAACAAUAAAAUAGUCUGGCUCACUUUCACAAGUUUACUUUCUAGGGAUGAAAUUAAGACACAGCUGUGGCCUUUCGCUUAAUUUAGUGCGCAAAAGGGCCAAACCUGUAGUUCUGUUGUAAUCCGAUCCAAACAUUUUGCCUUUCUGUUUUUGCUGCCUGUAUCCCUGCAUGCAUCUAGUAUCAUGUCUUUGCUAGUACUGAAAAGAUUGGAAAGACCCACAGCAAUAUGCAUCCAAUUCGAACCAUGCAGACUGUCAAUGAGAGUUAACACUUUAUUUUUAUGUGAAAAUUGUCCUUUUGUUGUCCUUAUUGUCAUUGUUUUACUGGACAUUUGUGUUUCCUGCUUUCAUCAUCCAAUAUUUUUCAUCGGGUCCCUUUUUAUGCACAUUAUAUAUUCAGCACGCAUUUGAACACACGGUUUUCAAAAACGAAAUCAGCCAAAAUUAUGGUAAUGCUUGCCUGUGAGCAUCACCACUGGGCAGGAUUGAUCUUCGGAGUCAUUGUUUUGCAUUUUUACCGGCUGAGGCCUGCCUGCUAUAUGCAUGCCAUUCAAGAUGUUUUUGGAUGGGUACAGUUUCGACAUUUAUACUGCUCUCAGGGGCAGCACCGUAAUGUGGUAUCUCCACGGUUACUCAUAUCUGGAUCAUGCCUAGAGAUUCUGAAUAUUAACGAUGAGAACGAGAGGGGGUUUUGUACAGAUAAUUAUACAAACAUAUUACUACAUGUUUUCUACUUGGAAUGUACAAAGCAAUGUCUUUCAGUAUUACAAUUGUUUGUCUGUGCUUGUGUGUGUGUGUGUGUGUGUGUGUGUGUGUGUGUGUGUAUGCUAAUACUUAGAUUUUCCAUUGACUGAAUGUUGAAACAAAGGGUGUUUACAUUUUUUUUUUCUUCUGUUUUUGAGAUUGUGACUGUGUACAUAGUGCAGAAUAUGCAGUUGUUUUUUUUUUAAGUGUGUGUGUGUGUGUGUGUGUGUGUGUGUGUGUGUGUGUGUGCGUGCAGGAAAACUCGAGUAUUGACAGUGUCAAAUGUGAUGCAUUCUUCAGAAUUUCUUUAAAGUCUCAAAUAUUAACUGUUAUUAAUGCAACAUUGCAAAUGAUGACUUGCGGACACACUGAAUGAUGUGUUUAAUAAAUGAAUAAACAGUAAGAUUAUUUGGUGAAAAAAAGCAAAGCAAAACCUGUGUAUCUCAUUACCUUAUAAGCAAACUAUGCAUACAAAACAAAUCAUUUGAUAUGUAACACUACCAUUUAGUUUACUACAGUUAUGUUUAACAAAUGUAAAAUUAAAAAUCACACACCUCACUUGGCUUACAUUCUCACACACAAAAAAAAUUAAAAUCUUCCAUGUCA
Molecule: messenger RNA, 3638 nt
Organism: Ctenopharyngodon idella (grass carp)
Lineage: Eukaryota; Metazoa; Chordata; Actinopteri; Cypriniformes; Xenocyprididae
Gene: egr3
Product: early growth response 3
Exons: 2
Coding region: 294-1562 (422 amino acids)
Biological process (GO): regulation of transcription by RNA polymerase II
Molecular function (GO): DNA-binding transcription factor activity, RNA polymerase II-specific; RNA polymerase II cis-regulatory region sequence-specific DNA binding
Source: RefSeq, a predicted model, not a curated record